Molecule: messenger RNA, 605 nt
Organism: Blepharisma stoltei
Lineage: Eukaryota; Ciliophora; Heterotrichea; Heterotrichida; Blepharismidae
Source: the annotation of a GenBank genome assembly
AUGCGAUCUAUUUUUGAAUCAACUGACGAAAUAAAGCAGCUAAACUAUGAGUUUUGGAUGCCAUAUGAGUCUUCAAACGAUAUAGAAGUUUUUACCGAUCAACUCUAUGAAGUUUCUAGCCCCACCUAUAAAUAGUUUUAAAAUGCGAAAUUAAUUAUUUUUAAAAUAAAUAAUCUUGCGUUGCUACUAUAAUUAAUAAGUUUGGCAUAUAAUUUAAAUAUUAUGAAUUGAAGUAGAAAAGUAAGAAUAAAAUUAAAAUCGGAGCUUACACACUGACAAAAACGAAACUUAUAAAACACAAGCCUAUUAAAAAAUCAGUACCAAUAGAGUGGAAACUCGUAAUUCCAUUCAUUGAUGAAAUUAACAACUCUAAGCGCUUUGGUUUUAGGCUCGGUCACACAUCACAUUAUCGAGAUUUUUUUGUUUCAACUCAAGAAAAGCUCGACCUUUGGUUAUCAUUUUUUUCAAAUAUUUGCAUCAUGACUGACGUUGAAAACGAUUUCAACUUCAUCAAAAGAAUCGGCAAAGGAAAAUCAGCUCACGUUUUUCUCACAGAUUGUAUAGAAAAUUCUCAAAAAUAUGCUAUAAAAUCAAUAAAUAAAUAA